CUCAUUUUCAAAGGGCCUUUUCCACACACACACACACACACACACACACACACACACACACACACACACACUUGGGCAACCCACUGUUAUCUUCGCCAGUUUCACACCGUCUUUCGUUCCCCCUCCCUUUUACGCGGCUGUUUCUGGACUACAUGGCACAUACACAAAUCUUUCCCCCCCGCCACACACCCUCUCUCCCUUUCACACUCUUGAUUUUUUUUUUCCCCCCUCCCUUCCAGCUCCACACAGUCGCUCCCUCCCAGUCCUCAUCUGCGCCUCAGCCGAGUAGCACGCUGCAGCCAGAGAGGACGCCAAACGGAGAAGGGCCAGCGCCUCCAGAAAGGGAACCCGCGAGAGGCUCACUCAUGCCGUCCUGAGAGGAUGUGAGGGAAGCCCCGGGUGGGUGUGUGGGGGUGGGGAGGAAGCGCUGGCAUCUCCAUCCGUUCAUCUGUGCAUCAAUCACACCCAAGCCGAACUUCUGCGGGGUGACCCCCCGCUUGCCGCCCCUGGGAGGCGCGCACCCAUGUGGGAGGAGGCACUGUGGAGCCGCGGUCGCUACCUGCUGGAGAAGAGCGAUGGGGCCGAGGGCGGCGAGGGGCCCGACGGCCCCGGCGCGGAGGGCUGCCCGGGCUUCCAGGGGGUCGAGGCGUGCGCGGAGGGCGAGAAGCGGCAGGACUGGCUGUACGAUUCCUAUUCCAGGAUGAGCCAGCAGCAUCCGCUCAUCGUCUUCCUGCUGCUCAUCGUCAUGGGAACCUGCGUGGCACUGCUGGUGGUCUUCUUUGCCUCGGGGCUGAAUACCGAGGACCAUCUGACCUUUCUAAUCACGGUGCCCACGGCCCUUUUCCUCUUCUUGUCCAUCUUCAUUCUCGUCUGCAUCGAGUCCAUUUUCAAGCGUAUGCUCCGCCUCUUCUCCCUCCUUAUAUGGGCAUGUCUGGUCACCAUGGGUUACCUGUUCAUGUUUUCCGGAGGGAUCCUCAGUCCCUGGGACCAGGUCUCCUUCUUCCUGUUCAUUGUGUUUGUCGUCUACACCAUGCUGCCUUUCUCCAUGCGAGGAGCCAUCAUGGCCAGCGCCGUCACUUGCUUGUCACACACCCUCACCCUUAGCGUCUGCUUGGCUUCCGUCGCCAAGGACUCGGAAGCUCUCGUCUGGCAGAUCCUGGCCAACGUGAUUAUCUUCACCUGCGGUAACUUGGCGGGGGCGUACCACAAGCACCUGAUGGACCUGGCGCUCAAGCAGACCUACCAGGACACCUGUAACUGCAUCAAGUCCCCCAUCAAGCUGGAGUUUGAGAAGCACCAGCAGGAACGUUUGCUCCUGUCCCUGUUGCCGUCUCACAUCGCCAGAGUGAUGAAAGCCGAGAUCAUCCAGCGGCUUCAGGGCCCAAAGUUCGGUCGCACCGAGAACACCAACAACUUCCACAAUCUGUACGUGCAGCGGCACACCAACGUCAGUAUUCUUUACGCUGACAUCGUGGGCUUCACCAGGCUGGCCAGCGAUUGCGCACCGGGGGAGCUCGUGCACAUGCUCAACGAACUUUUUGGAAAGUUUGACCAGAUUGCAAAGGAAAACGAGUGCAUGCGAAUCAAGAUCCUGGGGGAUUGUUAUUAUUGCGUGUCUGGUCUGCCGGAAUCUCUGCCUCACCACGCCAGGAAUUGUGUGAAGAUGGGCUUGGAUAUGUGUGAGGCCAUCAAGAAAGUUCGAGAUGCCACCAGGGUGGACAUCAACAUGCGUGUCGGCGUUCACUCCGGGAACGUCCUGUGCGGCGUGAUCGGCCUCCGCAAGUGGCAAUACGACGUGUGGUCGCAUGACGUGACGCUCGCCAAUCACAUGGAGGCGGGAGGUGUGCCGGGGAGGGUGCACAUCUCGUCAGUGACUCUGGAGUACCUGAAGGGCUCCUACAAGGUGGAGCCAGGGGACGGACAGAGUCGAGACUCGUACCUGAAAGAACACGGCGUGGUCACCUUCCUGGUCAUCAACCCCAAGACCGCCAAGCACAGCCCUCUGCUGGGCUUGCGCUCUCGCCCGUCUCUGGAUGGCGGCAAGAUGAGGGCGUCCGUCCGCAUGACCCGCUACCUGGAGUCGUGGGGCGCCGCCAAGCCCUUCGCCAACCUCCACCACCGCGACAGCAUGAGCACGGACAACGGCAAGAUCAACACCACGGACGUUCCGAUGGGGCAGUACCACUUCCAGCGACGGGAAAGAUCCAAGUCGCAGAGGAGGAGGUUUGAGGAAGAACUCAACGAGCGGAUGAUUCGCACCAUCGACGGCAUCAACUCGCAGAAACAGUGGCUGAAGUCAGAGGACAUCCAGAGGAUCUCGUUGUUCUUUCACAACAAAGCCCUGGAGGCAGAGUACAGAUCCACAACCUUACCUGCGUUCAAGUACUACAUCACGUGCGCCUGCCUCAUUUUCUCCUGCAUCUUCAUCGUGCAAGUCCUCGUCUUGCCCAAAACUGCUGUGCUGGGGAUAUCCUUCGGCCUGGCCUUCCUGCUUUUGGCACUGAUCCUGGUUCUUUGCUUUGCUGGUCACGUUCUGCAAGGACGGAAGGGGCCGGUGUGCUCUUUCCCCUGGUGGAAGGCUUCCUCCCGCAUCAUCGUCACCAACAAUCCUUGGCUGCGACUGGUCCUCACCAUGACGACCACCGCCCUGAUCCUCGUGAUGGCCGUCUUCAACAUGUUCUUUGUGGAGGAUCCUGGGAAAUCCAUGCAGGAAGUCUCCGCAGUGGGUUCCCCUGAAGCGAUGGCAAGUGCCCCCCCUGCCAAUCUAACAAAUGGCACCGCGCCCAUGCCGGACGACCAGGCUCAAUCAGCGGGCGAAAGCCGUUUUUAUCUCCCGUACUUCAUCUACUGCUGCAUUCUGGGCUUGGUGUCGUGCUCGGUUUUCCUGAGGAUCAACUACGAGCUGAAGAUGGUGGUGAUGCUGGUGGCCUUGGUGAUCUACAACAUCAUCAUCCUGCAGACGCACGCCUCGCUGCUCGACGGCUUCAGCAAAGCUCUGUACAGCACUCAGGCGCUGGACCGACCGGGAAUUCUGAAGGACCUCAAGACGAUGGGCUCUGUGUCGCUCUUCAUCUUCUUCAUCACUCUGCUGGUCUUGGCUCGCCAGAAUGAAUAUUACUGUAGGUUGGACUUCCUGUGGAGGGACAAGUUCAAGCGGGAGUGCGAGGAAAUCGAAACGAUGGAGAAUCUCAACCGAGUCCUGUUGGAGAACGUCCUGCCCGCCCACGUGGCCGAACACUUCCUGGGACGCAACUGGAAGAAUGAGGACCUUUAUCAUCAGUCGUACGACUCCGUGUGCGUGAUGUUCGCCUCCAUCCCGGACUUCAAGGAGUUUUACACCGAGUCGGAUGUCAACAAGGAAGGACUCGAAUGCCUCCGUCUCCUCAAUGAGAUCAUCGCCGAUUUUGAUGAGCUGCUUUCAAAGCCAAAGUUCAGCGGCGUGGAGAAGAUCAAGACCAUCGGGAGUACCUACAUGGCGGCCACCGGACUCAACUUGACGCCAGGACCGGAGUGCGCGCAGGAACAUGACAGACAGUACACGCACGUCGGCACCAUGGUGGAGUUUGCCUUCGCUCUGGUCGGGAAACUCGACGUCAUCAACAAACAUUCUUUCAAUGACUUCCGGCUGCGAAUAGGGAUAAAUCAUGGACCGGUCAUUGCGGGGGUCAUCGGGGCACAGAAGCCUCAGUAUGACAUCUGGGGAAACAGUGUGAAUGUGGCAAGUAGGAUGGAGACCACGGGUGUUCUGGGCAAAAUCCAGGUGACGGAGGAGACGAGCGAAAUCUUAUCCACGCUGGGCUACAUGUGCUCAUGUCGAGGCAUCAUCAACGUGAAGGGCAAAGGGGAAUUGAAGACCUACUUUGUCCACACCGAGAUGACCCGAUCCCUGUCACAAAGCACCAUCAUGCCUUGAGUGCUCAGUUGGAGGGACAGAGGGGGGGGGGGUGGAAAAAUACAUCAAAAA
Hippocampus zosterae (dwarf seahorse) is the source of this 3964-nucleotide messenger RNA. It is a transcript of the gene adcy2b, whose product is annotated as adenylate cyclase 2b (brain). Gene Ontology annotation, molecular function: adenylate cyclase activity. The transcript is spliced from 25 exons. Gene Ontology annotation, cellular component: plasma membrane. Lineage: Eukaryota; Metazoa; Chordata; Actinopteri; Syngnathiformes; Syngnathidae. The record is from RefSeq and is a predicted model, not a curated record. Gene Ontology annotation, biological process: adenylate cyclase-inhibiting G protein-coupled receptor signaling pathway; adenylate cyclase-activating G protein-coupled receptor signaling pathway; intracellular signal transduction. The coding region runs from base 524 to 3913 and encodes 1129 amino acids.